AUGCCUAGCAUACGGAGAACGCUGGUUGCUGCGCUCGUCGCCUUCCCCGCGGCUAUGGGCCACAGCUGGGGCGAACAACUUCGUAACAUCGACGAUAAAGGCAAUUACGUCGGCCAAUAUGGAUACCCGCGAGGCUUCAUCGACAGACCCGAUGGCUCGGGUGACCCCAUGUCCUACCGCGUGAACGAAGGCAGGGCGUAUAUCAACAAGGACGACAUGGUCUGCCCGCCCGCCCAACGCGAACAAAAGCAGGCGAACGCCGACAAGUUUCCUCGUCUCAAAGCUCCGCCGGGCGGCUACGUCGCUAUACGAUAUCAAGAGAAUGGACACGUUACAAACUCAGACACCAACCGCGAAAAGCCAGAGAAGGGUGGCACAAUCUUCGUCUACGGAACCAAGGAACCAAAACCCGACGACAAGCUCGUCGACGUACUGCAGUGGACGAAAGAUGGUCAGGGUGGCAACAAGCGUGGAGUCCUGUUAGCUAUGAACGAUUACGACGAUGGGCGAUGCUAUCUAAACAACGGUUCGCCAAAAGCCAAGGAACGUGAACAGUUCUCGCCAGCCUAUGCGGUGGGCUCACCUCAAAGCGGGCCCUCGAACACAGUCAUGUACUGCGAGACCGAUGUCAAGCUUCCAGAUACCAUGGAACUCAGCAAAGCCUACACCUUGUACUGGGUCUGGCAAUGGGCAUCGAUGCCUGGUCGAGCUGGGUUUUCAAAGGACGGCAAGGAUGAGUACUUCACUACAUGCAUGGACAUCGACGCCGCUUCCGCCGAUGUUGCCAUGGUAGCUGAAGCUCCAGAUGCGAUGGCGAAGUUCCAGAUGAAGCAGCAGGAUGGUGUCACUACCGCCCACCCUGACUUCAAAUCACGGACUGCUCUUUUCACAGGAUCACCAUUUGAGCGCGAGUAUGGUCCGAUCACCUCCGAGAUCUCAAUCCCAGGUGGAGGCUCCGGUUCUGGUGGCGACGCUCCUUUCCCCACCAACAGCACUGCUCCCACCGGCGCUACACCUCCAGUCACCACCAGCGCUGUUCCCACUCCAAGUGCUGCACCCCCAGCCCCCAGCAACUCUCCUCCGAUCUCUGCCGUCAUUCCUUCUGCGACCGCCCAGCUGCCAUCUCCUAGCAACUCCGCGGCCUCCAGCGCUACUAUGGAGAUUCCGACACUUUCAGGUCGCCCCGGCGCUGCACCAACACCACCAGCCGGCGACAACGGCGUUGUCACAGUCACCGACACUGUCAUGGUCACUGUCACAGCGCCUGCUCCAACAGCGCCUGUUUCUACUCCCCCCGCUCCCCCGGCAGCCGCUCCCCCAGCUAUCACUCCUCGCGCAGUGCACAGCAUCUACCACAGGAAUGGUGCUAAGUUUAGGGGUCUAUAG
Molecule: messenger RNA, 1386 nt
Organism: Alternaria conjuncta
Lineage: Eukaryota; Fungi; Ascomycota; Dothideomycetes; Pleosporales; Pleosporaceae
Exons: 1
Coding region: 1-1386 (461 amino acids)
Source: RefSeq, a predicted model, not a curated record